Messenger RNA from Rubroshorea leprosula, 813 nucleotides. NCBI's taxonomy places the organism in Eukaryota, Viridiplantae, Streptophyta, Magnoliopsida, Malvales, Dipterocarpaceae. The record is from the annotation of a GenBank genome assembly.
GCACAGCUUUGAGGCCUGCAGAGAAAAGUCUCGAGGUUCAGUCCCCCUUACCAGCAUCUGAGUAUAACCAUUAUCCUACCAUUGCCUCUGCUAAUGCAAUUUCCACACCGAACAUGUAUGUAGAAGAAAGGUCAGUGGCUUAUCCAUUGGUGCAAACAAAGAGCAGAGCUGCCUCAUGAAGCUUCUUACGAUUUCUAUAAUCAACCAGUUGAAUAUGGCCCUGGUUAUCAUAGCCAGCAUACUCAGAUGGAAAUUAACAUUCCUCGGAUUAAGGCGGGAGCAGAUGGGAUCCAUUUACCAUCAUUAGGUAGAAAUGAAAAUGAUGUUAUUGGAGGAGAUGCAAAUCAUUUUGUGAAAGACAUGUUUCAUAAUGAACAAAGUCUCUUCUGUUGAUAAUCCCUUUGGCUCACCAACCAGGAGCCUGUCGUUGUUUGGAAGAUUUAGUGGUAGCCCAUUUGAUCUUGGAUUUAAUGGCACAAUUGAUGACCUUAUGCUUGAUGAGAGCAUAAUAGAGUACUUUGGAGCACAGAUUGAAAGUGUUUAGUCUACACAGGAACUGCAAAAUUAUGCAUCCACUGCUGACUUGGCUGGAUGAAUUUUUCCCUAAUAGAUUUCUUGCUAGUACAGGUGUCAUCCAUUUAACUUUUUAAGAAUGUAAGUUGAGUCAAUUUUUAAUUAUUUAGCCACAAUAUUUAGGAUGCAAAGAAGAUAGGCCAAAACAUGAUUUCUAUGUUAUAGUUGCACUGCCUCCUCCCCCUUAACAGAAAUGGAAACUGAGGAGUUGUGUAAAUGAGUCAAGUUCAUUAACUGUUA